Marmota monax (woodchuck) is the source of this 2484-nucleotide messenger RNA. It is a transcript of the gene Tk2, whose product is annotated as thymidine kinase 2. Gene Ontology annotation, molecular function: ATP binding; deoxynucleoside kinase activity. NCBI's taxonomy places the organism in Eukaryota, Metazoa, Chordata, Mammalia, Rodentia, Sciuridae. Gene Ontology annotation, cellular component: cytoplasm; mitochondrion. Bases 37 to 834 code for a protein of 265 amino acids. The transcript is spliced from 10 exons. Gene Ontology annotation, biological process: nucleobase-containing compound metabolic process. The record is from RefSeq and is a predicted model, not a curated record.
GAAGGAAGCCGGGGCCGCUGCCUCCGCCCGCUGGCUAUGCUCCUGCGACCGCUGCGGGGCUGGGCCGCCCGGGUACUGCGCAGCGCUGGGUCUGGGGGCGCCGGGACCCCCGCCUCGGGCGUCUGGCCGCGGGGGGCGCAGCGACGCGCCUGGCCUCCGGAUAGAGAAAAUGAAAAAGAGAAAAAAUCAGUGGUCUGUGUGGAGGGCAAUAUUGCAAGUGGGAAGACCACAUGCCUGGAGUUCUUCUCCAACACGACAGACAUCGAGGUGUUAAUGGAGCCCGUGUCCAAGUGGAGAAAUGUCCGUGGCCAUAAUCCCCUGGGUCUGAUGUACCAAGAUGCCUGUCGAUGGGGUCUCACACUGCAGACAUACGUGCAGCUUACCAUGUUGGACCGGCACACUUGUCCUCAGAUGAUGCCUGUUCGACUGAUGGAGAGGUCACUUCACAGUGCAAGAUACAUUUUUGUGGAAAACCUCUAUCGAAGUGGGAAGAUGCCCGAAGUGGACUAUGUGAUUCUCUCUGAAUGGUUUGACUGGAUCGUGAGGAACAUUGAUGUGUCCGUUGAUCUGAUAGUUUAUCUCCGGACCACUCCUGAGACCUGUUAUGAGAGAUUAAAGAAGAGGUGCAGGCAAGAGGAGAAGGUCAUUCCGCUGGAGUACCUGGGUGCUCUUCACCAGCUUUAUGAGGAGUGGCUUAUCACAGGAAGCCUUUUCCCUGCCGCCGCCCCUGUUUUGGUGAUUGAGGCUGACCACAACAUGGAGAAAAUGCUAGAACUCUUCGAACAAAAUCGGGCCCGGAUAUUAACUCCAGAGACUUGGAAGCAUGGCCCAUAGGUGGAAACGUCUGUAGGAUCUCGUCAGGAAAAAUUCUUACUGUAACCAAGUUAGCCGUUAGGAGCAGUUUGGAAAAAUCUACUCUCAGGAGGGCCUUUUAUCUGGCCAGAUUUAUUUUCCUAAUGGUCUUUUCUCCCUGGCCAGUGUCUUCAUCAUGGGUCAAUGAGAAGUUGGACCAGUGGUUUGUUUUUGUCGCCUCACAUCUCUCCUGAAGCCCUCAGGAUGGCACUUGCUGUGUGCUGGGUGUCUUCCUGGGCUCUGUACAUUCAGACCACCAGGAGAGUGAGGUAGCAGCCUUAUAUCCCAACCAAGGAAUCUGACGCUGAGAGGUUAAGGGGCUUCCCAGGAUCACGCAGCCAACGUGCAUUAGAGUUGGCGCCAUGCAGAUUUUUAGCCUAGGCCGCUUUGUCCUAAGGCCUGUCCCCCAGAGUCUGCCUUUCCUUGCCACAGACCCUUGCGACUUUGUGGGGAGAGCUGGCAGUGAGUGGAGCUGACCUCGUCUUGUUUGAGUAGUUCUCAAGGACCAUCAGCAGUUCUUUACAACACUGCAUUUUUUUACUUGAGCCCAGUGUUUGGUGGUUUCCCAGCAUGAGGCUGUGACCCCUCAAUCCCCUUGUCAUCUGGACUUCCAUGACCACAGAAGAAUCACGUGUCAUCUCAUGAUCAGUGCUCAGUCUCCUCUCUGAACCGCUGCCAGUUCCAUUUAGGGAAAUAGCAUUGGGGGCCUGGCCACUUUGCCCUGUUCCAAGCUGGGGCCAGCCCUGGCUUCAAGGCUCUGUCACUCCCUCUUGUCCUUGUUGCCCUGGGAAUUACUGACCAUUUGUGGUCCAGGGAGAGAGAGAGAAGUUGCCUUAAGUCUUUUUUCUUUUUUUUUUAAAUUAGUUAUACAUGACAGUAGAAUGCACUUAUAUACUUUGAUGUAUCAUACAUAGAUGGGAUAUAAUUUCUCAUUUUGGCCUUAAGUCUUUUUGACUUAAGAAGAGUAUGAAACCAUCUCCAUUGGUUCAGAAAACAACUUGGCCCAGCUAUGGCCAUGCACUGAAGGCACAGCUGCCUCCUGAACUGAGUGGGAAGCAAGAGAAAGGAAGAACAUUCCCUUUGGGGCCAGUCUGGACUGGAAAAUCAGGGUUAGUGGACAAAGGCUCCUGACAUCUGGGAGGUGGUCAGAGAGCACUGAGGAGACUGAAUGCAAACAGGGGAAGGAUUUUUGGGAGCUCAGGAGAAGCACAGCAGCUGUUGGCCUGUGCCCCACCCCCAUGAUGGACACCUGGGCAAGCCUGUUUGCCUCUCAACAGGUGCCAGGUGCUCCUGGUGGUCCACGCACAGAGUGCCAAGGGGUCAAGGACACCAGUGUCUGGCCCUUCCUGUUUGGACCAAUUCUUGGGUUUUAUCAGCAGGAUAAAUGACAGCAGCCAAGGUGGGCAGUGUCCAUCAGCUCCUGUAGUCUAAAUGCUGGUGAUUAACCAGGAAACUAGGGAAGGCAGGAACCUUAGCUACCAGGGAUCCUGACAGGUUGGGGCUGUCUUUGGGAAUUUGUAAAUGAAUAGUCCACUGUUUUCCCUUCAGCUCAAUUUGAGCACCUGUUUUUGGAAGAAAUGUGAUUUUUCUCUUGCUACAUGGUAACCAAUAAAUCCUUGACUUAGACCCUGA